Ictalurus punctatus (channel catfish) is the source of this 1472-nucleotide messenger RNA. It is a transcript of the gene vps26bl, whose product is annotated as vacuolar protein sorting 26 homolog B, like. The record is from RefSeq and is marked provisional. Lineage: Eukaryota; Metazoa; Chordata; Actinopteri; Siluriformes; Ictaluridae. Gene Ontology annotation, cellular component: retromer complex; endosome. Gene Ontology annotation, biological process: intracellular protein transport; retrograde transport, endosome to Golgi.
GGUGCUGAGUUGUUGAUAGUCUAACUGCGUUAAUUAUUUAAAAAUAACAAUAAUAAACAAAUAGUUCGUUAGAAAUCUCCAUGUUCUGAAAUAGUCCGAGUCGGUGGUCAGUCAUUAGGACGCGCUGUCUAGAUGGUGAGUUGGAUCAGGUGUUAAUAUAAAAACAUUUUUCCAUACACACGGUGCCGGAAUGAGCUUUUUCGGUUUUGGUCAAAGUGCUGAAAUCGACAUCGUUUUGAAUGACGCCGAAACGCGGAAAAAGGUGGAACACAAGACAGAAGAUGGGAAAAAAGACAAGUACUUUUUAUUCUACGACGGCGAAACGGUUUCUGGCAAAGUCAACAUCACGCUUAAAAACCCGGGGAAAAGACUGGAACAUCAGGGCAUUAAGAUCGAAUUCAUCGGGCAGAUUGAGUUGUACUAUGACAGAGGGAAUCAUCAUGAGUUUGUAUCACUGGUGAAGGACCUGGCUCGGCCGGGUGAGAUGAGCCAGUCUCAGACGUUUGACUUUGAGUUCACGCAUGUUGAGAAGCCUUAUGAAUCUUACACGGGCCAGAACGUCAAACUCCGCUAUUUUCUACGAGCGACUGUCAGCAGAAGGCUAAAUGACAUCAGCAAAGAGAUGGACAUUGUUGUGCACACACUCAGCACAUAUCCAGAGCUGAACUCCUCUAUUAAGAUGGAAGUGGGGAUUGAGGACUGCCUACACAUUGAAUUUGAGUACAACAAAUCCAAGUACCAUCUCAAGGACGUGAUAGUUGGGAAAAUCUAUUUCCUUUUGGUGCGGAUUAAAAUCAAGCAUAUGGAAAUAGACAUCAUUAAGAGGGAGACGACAGGAACUGGGCCCAAUGUUUACCAUGAAAAUGACACCAUUGCAAAGUAUGAAAUCAUGGAUGGAGCACCCGUCAGAGGUGAAUCAAUCCCAAUUCGACUCUUCUUGGCUGGCUAUGAAAUGACUCCAACAAUGAGAGACAUCAACAAAAAGUUCUCUGUUCGCUAUUACCUCAAUCUGGUGCUCAUUGAUGAAGAGGAGAGACGUUACUUCAAACAACAGGAGAUUACAUUAUGGAGGAAGGGAGACAUUGUGAGGAAGAGCAUGUCCCAUCAAGCUGCCAUCGCCUCGCAGCGCUUUGAGGGCUCCGCUAGUGCAGAGAGGGCCAUCGCCCAGGCCAAGGAGGACGACAACUGAUAACCUGCAAAAGAAGUCUCGCGUCCGAGUGUAUAAUUGUAGGGUUGUGGCUUUCUGAGUGUGCGUGUGCGUGUUUUCGAACACACCCGUUUUGAAUGUAUACAUAUGGGGGUGCAGCUAUGGCAUGAUGGUCUUUUCCAUUCCUAAACAUUACAUUCUUUGAUCAAAAAAAAAGCUUGAAAAUAGCAUUUUAAGAUUUUAAGAAGGGAUGUAAAUGGGAAAAAUGGUGAAAUGAUUAUUCAGUCUCAUUUGCCAAUAUAUUAUCAAUACAUUUUUCCUCAUU